Molecule: messenger RNA, 1658 nt
Organism: Dermatophagoides pteronyssinus (European house dust mite)
Lineage: Eukaryota; Metazoa; Arthropoda; Arachnida; Sarcoptiformes; Pyroglyphidae
Product: zinc transporter ZIP6-like
Biological process (GO): zinc ion import across plasma membrane; intracellular monoatomic cation homeostasis
Cellular component (GO): plasma membrane
Molecular function (GO): monoatomic cation:bicarbonate symporter activity; zinc ion transmembrane transporter activity
Source: RefSeq, a predicted model, not a curated record
AUAAUCAUCGUUUUAGUUGUUUUUUUUAAUUUUUUGGGAAUUGUUUGUCCCACUACCCAUCUAAUUAUAAAUCUUAAAUGUGGAUCAUUUGGUUAUAUGGAUCAAUAGCUGUGCUAAUAAUCAGUUUAGCCGGUCUAUUAGUGAUAGUAUUGUUGCCAAAAUUACAAACCGAUCAUCAAAGUAAUCUUAGCCAGAUAUUUGUCGGUUUAGCAGUUGGAACAUUAUCUGCUGAUGCUUUAUUGCAUCUUUUACCACAUGCAUUUUCUUCACAAUUAAAUCAUGAUCAUCCUAAUAAUGAAACAACGUUUGAACAUCAAGCUGAAAACAUUAGCCACAAUCAUGCCAAUUCUGUUUGGUAUGGCCUAUUAGCUCUUCUCGGUAUAAUAGGCUUUUUAUUUUUUGAACGUUUGACUAUAAUAUUCAAUGAUCUAAUUAAUCAACCUGAUGAAAAGAUAGAAGAAACAGCAGCGGCCAAAUGUUCGGCAACAAAUUCCGAAUUUUUACCACCUGAUCUUCAGAAAUUAAAUCAUCAUCAUCAUGAACAUGAAAUGAAAGAGCUUCACGAAAAGAUUGAUGUGAUUAAAGCGGAAAAUAAUCUUGAAGUGCAUGAUGAAUGUCAUCGAUCAACUAUUUCUUAUCCUAAACCAAAUGGUGAUGGUUAUAUUCAUAUAGCAUCUCAUCAUCAUCAUCAUCAUCAUCGUGCACAUCGUGGUCCAAGUGCUGCUUUUAUGGUACUUAUGGGUGAUAUUGUUCAUAAUCUAUUUGAUGGCCUGGCUAUUGGUGUGGCAUUUGCUGGAAUGGGAAUCAGUGGUGGUAUAAGUACAUCGAUUGCCGUCCUUUGUCAUGAACUGCCACAUGAACUUGGUGAUUUUACCAUUAUUAUACGAUCGGGCAUGCCAUUAAGAAAUGCUGUCUAUUGGAAUAUUGUUGCAUCUAUUACCUGCUGGUUUGGUAUGUGUAUAGGAAUAUUUCUUGGCUCAAUAAAAGAUGCAUGGCUAUCGGCUUUGGUUGGUGGUACAUUUCUUUAUAUUUCACUUGUCGAUAUGGUACCUGAAUUAGAUUCCUGUCCACAUCUUCCAUCGAAAAGUCGAGCUGUAAAAUUAACUGUUCAAAUGAUUGGCAUAGCUAUUGGUAUAGCAAUCAUGUUGCUCAUAUCAUUGUAUGAAAAUGAAUUUCAUUUAAUUUUAGCCAAUAAUGAUGAACACCAUCAUCAUCAUGUUCAUCAUCCUCAUAAUCAACCAUUCAAUGUACAUCAAUCAUCAUCGAUUGAUCUUGUUCAUGAACAUGACCAUCAUUUACAUCAUCAUCAACCAACCAAUUAAUUGAUCAAUAAUACUUUGAUAUGUUUCAAUGUCAUACCACCUAUAUAUUACUAAUAGAAGCACAGUAUACAGGAGCACACAAAUCACACACUAUCAAAACAAAAUGCGAUGUGGUUAACAAUCAAUCUGCAAUCUGUGAUAUUCAAGAGUUUGAUGUUUGUUUUUAUUUUUUGGGUUCUAUUUUUCUUGAUCUUCACACAAACACACAAAAACAAAAAAAUGGAAUGCAGUUUUUGAUUUAGCCAACCAACAAAUCCCCCUCUAUCUCAAUUGAAAAAAUUAUUCAACCAAAAUUAUUAUUAUUAUUUUUUUGCUACUUCAUUCAUAGAGAAUAUA